Coregonus clupeaformis (lake whitefish) is the source of this 6388-nucleotide messenger RNA. RefSeq names its product deubiquitinating protein VCPIP1. Gene Ontology annotation, biological process: protein ubiquitination; endoplasmic reticulum membrane fusion; protein K48-linked deubiquitination. The coding region runs from base 237 to 3821 and encodes 1194 amino acids. The record is from RefSeq and is a predicted model, not a curated record. NCBI's taxonomy places the organism in Eukaryota, Metazoa, Chordata, Actinopteri, Salmoniformes, Salmonidae. Gene Ontology annotation, molecular function: cysteine-type deubiquitinase activity. The transcript is spliced from 3 exons.
AAGAUAAACUCUAGCGCACCAACGCGCAGUUUAGAAAACUACAUGCACCACAAUCCAUUGCAAACUAGGUUUCGCAACAGAAAAAACCAACCACUUCCGUGUUGUUAUUCUGUUAUUCUGGCAAAUAGCUAGCUAGCUAAAUACGUGAGUCAAAGUGCAAUUGCUAGCCAGUUAAUUGGUGAUUUAACCAUAAUGGUUUUAUAAGAUCAAUACCUAGUGUAGUUUUAUUCGCCAGAAUGUCGUUGCUACAAGGCUCCAAGAAAAAGGACAAGCGUAUUUUGUCCGGUACCUGCCCAGACCCGAAAUGCCAGGCGAGGCUAUUCUUCCCUGCUUACGGCUCGAUCAGCAUUGAAUGCACUGAGUGUGGCCAACGCCACGAACAGAAUAAUCUUUUAAAUGUGGAAGAAGUAACUGAUCCAGACGUUGUACUGCACAAUUUAUUAAGAAAUGCCCUACUCGGUGUCACUGGGGCCCCAAAGAAGGGAACCGAGCUGGUGAAAGUGAUGGGGCUUUCCAACUACCAUUGCAAGCUCCUCUCUCCUAUUCUCACAAGGUAUGGAAUGGAUAAGCAGACGGGAAAAGCGAAACUUCUGAGGGAAAUGAAUCAAGGAGAGAUGUUCGACUGCUCACUUCUAGGUGAUCGGGCGUUUCUAAUCGAACAUGAGCAUGUAUCUACAGUUGGCUAUGGCAAGGACAGAUCCGGGAGCCUGAUAUACCUUCACGACACUUUGGAGGAGAUUAAGAAAGCUAACAGCAACAAAGAAUGCCUAAUUCCUGUUCAUGUGGAUGGAGAUGGACAUUGCCUUGUUCAUGCUGUGUCCAGGGCCCUGGUAGGCAGAGAACUGUUCUGGCAUGCCUUGAGAGAGAAUUUGAAACAGAAUUUCAAGCAAAAUCUGGAUCGCUACAAGGCACUCUUUCAGGAUUUUAUUGAUGCAGCCGAAUGGGAGGACAUCAUCAACGAAUGUGACCCCCUUUUUAUCCCACCGGAGGGUGUGCCACUGGGACUUCGAAACAUUCACAUAUUUGGCUUGGCCAAUGUGCUGCACCGCCCCAUAAUCUUGUUAGAUUCACUGAGUGGAAUGAGGAGCUCUGGGGAUUACUCUGCAACUUUUCUCCCAGGGCUUGUACCGGAAGAGCAGUGCAAGGGGAAAGAUGGGAAGUUCAACAAGCCUAUAUGCAUCGCCUGGAGUAGCUCAGGGCGUAACCACUACAUCCCUCUAGUCGGAAUAAAAAACACCGUCCUCCCCAAGCUGCCGCCGAAGCUUCUCCCCAAAGCAUGGGGGGUCCCACAGGAGCUCAUCAAGAAGUACAUUAAGCUGGAGCAAGAUGGGAGCUGUGUCAUCGCGGGAGACAGGCGCUUACAAGACAAGUAUGUGAUGAGACUGGUCAAUGCCAUGGAGGAGAUCUUCAUGGAGAAGCAUGGCAUCCACCCCUCCCUGGUGGCAGACGUGCAUCAGUACGUUUACAGACGGACCGGUAUGAUCGGCGUCCAACCCGAAGAGGUGACUGAGGCUGCCAAGAAAUCAGUCAUGGAAAACCGGCUACAUCGCUGUCUGAUCUGCAAUGCACUCUCUGAGCUUCAUGUGCUACCUGAGUGGCUGGCUCCAGGUGGUAAGCUCUACAACCUGGCUAAAUCCACCCAUGGGCAGCUCAGACCCGACAAGAACUACAGCUUUCCAUUAAACAAUGUGGUCUGCUCUUACGACCCUGAGAAGGACAUCCUCAUUCCUGACUACAAACUGAGCACAUUGAACACCUGCAACUGGUGCCACGGCACCUCAGUGCGUCACAUCCAUGGCAAUGGCUCUGUGGUGUACCUGGAUGGAGACAGAACCAACACCCGCUCCCAGGGGGGGAAGUGCGGCUGCGGCUUCAAGCACUACUGGGAGGGAAAGGAGUACGACAAUCUGCCAGAGGCUUUCCCCAUCACUCUGGAGUGGGGUGGGCGUGUCGUGAGGGAGACAGUGUACUGGUUCCAGUAUGAGGUUGAGGUGACCCUGAACAGCAACGUCUAUGAUGUUGCCAUGAAACUGGUUACCAAGCAUUUCCCUGGGGAGUUUGGGAGUGAGCUCCUCGUGCAGAAAGUGGUGAACACCAUUUUACAUCACACUGCCAAGAAGAACCCAGACGAGUAUAACCCAGUCUCUAUUGACGGGGCGCAUGCUCAGAGGCUCACAGACGUGGUGGAAACCCAGCAGGCUGUUGACACACAGCCACCGACUAAGAUCAUACUAACUGGGCAGAAAUCAAAGACCAUUCACAAAGAGGAGCUGACCAUGAGUAAAGCAGAGCGGAGCCUUCAGCAGAGCAUUAGCGAACAGGCCCUAGUGACCCAGAAAAGGAGGACAGAUCGACUGAAGCAGGAGCAGAAGGGAGUCCAGGGACACGGGCGGCCAUCCUCUCCAAGUGCUGCUCAGGAACCUUCCUCCUCCGCCCCAGCCACGCCCACCAAAUCCUCCUUCACCCCCACUGCCAGUAAGGAGAAGAAGAUCCGUGUCACCACUAGCGACGGGCGGCAGGCCAUGCUCACUCUACAGGCUCAGACCACCUUCUCUGAGCUCCAGAGGAGCAUUGCUAACGAGUUCAUCGUGCCUCCAGCCCAGCAAUGUAUUCGACAUGGGUUCCCUCCCAAAGAACUUUUGCCUCCCAAGGAUGGAGAGGAGAAUGAGCCUGUGGCCCUCCAACAUGGGGACAGGGUGACUGUGGAGAUCCUGAGAGGUCCAGAGGACCACAAGGUCUCCGCCCCAAGUGCUUCCAGUUCCCAUUCAUCCCUGCAUUCCCUCCACUCUGUGAAGAGUGAUGAUCCAGUGACUUCCAGCAGAAUGAAUACUAGCAGAGAGCUGCAGGACAACAUUGACCUUGAGAUGUCCUCCCUCUGUCUCCUAGCAACCUUAAUGGGAGAAGAUGUCUGGUCAUAUGCAAAAAAACUGCCCCACUUAUUCCAGCAAGGUGGCGUUUUCUACAACAUAGUGAAGAAAGAUAUGGGCCUGAUGGAUGGCAAACACUGCACCCUCCCACACCUGACUGGAAAGACGUUUGUGUACAACGCAGCAGAGGAGUGUCUGGAGCUGUGUGUGGAUGCAGCGGGACACUUCCCCGUGGGCCCUGAUGUGGAGGACCUCGUCAAGGAGGCCCUGGUGCAGCUCCGCUCUGAGGCUGCCUCCAGGAGCCGGGAGGGAAGCCCCUCUCACAGCCUGCUGAGGCUCGGGAGUGGAGGCGUGGUGCGCAAGAAGGAGCAGCUCCAGAGUGUCAACGCCUUCCAAGGUAAGGGCCACUCCCUGGGCACCGCCCCAGGUGGCUCUCCCCCUGAACACAAGCCCAUCACCCGCCAGCACAGCAGCGGGGUGGACCUGAGCGCCAGCGUCUCAAAGGGACCCGACCUCUCUGACAUCUCAGAAGAUGCAACCAAGGAGCUGGUGCGCAUGGCUCCCGGUUUCGUCACCAUGAAAGACAGCCGACACCUGGACCCUAGUAUGAUCGAAGAGCAGAGGAAAAAACUACAGGAGAUGGUCUCAUCCAUCCAAGCCUCCAUGGACAGGCACCUGAGGGAGCAGAGCAAUGCAGGGGCAGGCACUGGGGGCCCUGCAGAGAGGACAAGUGGGGCUAAGAUGAAUGCUUCCCAAUCUGCCCCAGGGGUAGGUGACCAGGAGGCCUCUUCUAUGGACGUAUCUACUGCUGGUGCUCAUGGCACACCACAUGGCACACCAGUGAAGGCAGGGAACAAGCCUGAUGGAAAGGAUGCAGCGUCAGAGGAGCUGGAGGAAAUGGAUAGCCAGGAUGCAGAGCAUAGCAACGCCCUGGAGCCAAUGGAUCAUUCCUGAUGGGAAAAGGGCCCGGUCCUAUAGUUUUCUCAGUCAUGAUCAGUCACCCCUCUAUCUGGUUGGCAUUUGUAUGUGAAUGCUUCAGGUUGUAUCAAUGCUUUGAUAUUCAUUGUGUUUUGUUGUCUUUACUGCAUGAUUGACAGAGGUUGACCAUUUCUGCCUUUGGUGACAGACUAAUGUUAUUAUACAGAAACAUGCACCAAGCUCCAAGGAGCAAAGCUGGUUCUCAUGUGUGAAAUGCAUUCCUGUAGAUAUCCUCCAUGUCUUAAGACAAGAGGUACAGCUUGAGUUGAUGAGAUCCCACGCCAGUAUUGUAAUGUCUGCAAACAUCCACUUCAGCAAAGUGCACACUGUAAAUGUAACAUGAAUACCAUCAUCACAUUUUCUGGUUUACCAUCAUAUUUGCUAUAAACAACAACAGUGAAAUAUUCCAAAUUAGUUUUUUUUUCUUGAACUUUGCUCUCCAUGUGAACGUUUGCUGUCUUAAUUCCUAAAGGAAGGAGUCACAUGCCCUUAUAAGCAUAUGCAUCAAUUGACAUUUGUUGUCGGAAAACCAAGUGAUCUUUUUUAGUUUGCAUUUGGGCCAUUUUAUAAGAAUUUAAAGAUUCUGUUUAAAAUGAUAAUUUAAAUGUGAGUGCCAUUUGAAAGAAAAAGUGUAGCACUGUUCUGAAAAUAACCAAAUUGAUUGGUGGAAUUUAGAGAUUGACAGUGAAGUGUGUGCACUGAUUGGGGAAAAUGCCUGUUGAUUCUUUUGGGUUCAAGGUUCAUGCUACUUACUGAUGUUUGAAGAGUUAUUUAUGUUACUUUUGAUAUUUCUCAUUAAACCCAAACGAGUGGCCCAAGUUAAGUGUGCUGUGCAAGUGCUGAACUACUUGAUGUGAUGCUGUAUUCUGUUGGAAGGACCUGCAUAACAUACCAUACACACCUGGGAGUAUAUUCCAUUACUCAAAUGCAAUUUCCUCAAUCACUUUUUUGGCUUUAGUGAAAGAUGGAAUGCAGCGCAGGAUUAUACUUUUUUGAAACACACAAUUCUAAAGUAAGACUUGAUUUGUGAAUUUUCCUUUACCAUAUCAUUUUUUUUUUACAUAGUUCAGGUUUAUAGAUUAUCUUUUUAGGAAUGAUAAAUCCAAGAAUAGCGGAUAAUUAUUUUUCCAUGAACUGCCUGCAGUUUUUGUUGUUUUGUAAACAUGCAAUGCUGGCAUUUUAUUGUUCAAUCUAAAAAAUACAUUUAUGUUUGUACUUGAAUUCCAGAGAUAGAAAUCAACAAUAAGGCAUGUUGUUGUGCAGGGGUGUGUUGAGCACUGUAGGCUCCCUUUAGUGUUCUUACCAUUCAUUCAGAUAUAAACUUGGGAUGAACAACCAUAGAAAUAUAAUGAUUCAUUCUAAUUUAAUGGAAACCACAAUCAGCUGGUAAUACUAAGAAUUGUACUGUAUGUCUAGUUACUUUAUGGCUAUUCAGCUCUAGAAUUUCAACACAACAUCCACAAUUUGAAUUACUCAAAAGACAACUUGAACAAUGGGAUAUUUUAAAGUGCUGUGAACAUUUAUGUUGCCGAAUGUAACAUGAGAUGUCGUAUCUUUUGGUUCCCUUGAGAAAUCCUUGAAAGAGAUGUCAUGGAGGUUGUACAUUUGAUAUCUCAUAAACAAAGUACUACAUCUUUCAGUGGUGUGAAGUAUAUUUCCAAUUGGUUGUUCAUCCAAUCCAGUUGAUUGUAAAGUUAUAAACAAACCGUGUAGUACCAUGUUGCAUUCAGAUCAGUUUUUGUGGCAUUCAAUUCCUCUCCAGACAUUAUAUAACGUAACUCUUGGUUUGUUUGUUGGAAUUUCAACAAAAAAGUGGGUUGGGGUGUUUAUAGACCCUCACAUUGGAAGGCAGAGGCCUCACUGUUAACUCAUUUAAGUGGCCAUCAAGAUAUAGGCUUAAUGGGCCACAUAGAGUUUACACUUUUGUUGCCAACCCAGAUUUUGGAGUAUUCCAAAUCACCUUGUUGUUCUAGAAUGACAUGGUAUCUUUGGAUGCUGCCAUUAUCAGCUUAUGGCCUUAAAUCCUUGAGUCUUACUGAUUCUUGUCCUGACUUCUGGACAGGGUUUCGUAUUAUGGCAAAAAGCAGUUCUAUUUGUACCUGCUUUGAAAAAAGAAAGAAAUUGCAGGUAAUUAAAAAAAAAGCUCCACAGCUUUUCUUUCUAGUGAACAAAAUGUAAAACUUAGCACUUUCAGAAAAAUAGGAAAUAUUAGAAUAGAACAUAUACUAGAUAUACUCAAAUUAUAGAUAUUGUCAGUCCAAGGAAACAUUUAAAGGAAAUAUUACACUCAGACAACACUGUUUUGACAAACUUGAAGUUUGUUUCUUUGUGACUGCUGUACUAAUUACAUAUAUUGUAAGCCAGUUGUAUUAUAAUAGUAUAUAUUGUAGUAUACUUUGAUCUGUACAGAAGUUGUUCAGUUCUUUCAUUUUUUGUUAACUUUUUUUCUUGUUUGCUAAUAAAAGAUUGAAGAUAUCAUGGCUACAACAUUGCUGUUUGCAUGUGUGAUGACCUUUCAACCCAACAAUAAAGUAAAUGCUUCA